Gadus macrocephalus (Pacific cod) is the source of this 2463-nucleotide messenger RNA. Its product is annotated as protein 4.1-like. Gene Ontology annotation, cellular component: plasma membrane; cytoskeleton. Gene Ontology annotation, molecular function: actin binding; structural molecule activity. The transcript has 9 exons. The record is from RefSeq and is a predicted model, not a curated record. NCBI's taxonomy places the organism in Eukaryota, Metazoa, Chordata, Actinopteri, Gadiformes, Gadidae. The coding region runs from base 1 to 705 and encodes 234 amino acids.
AUGUCUGAGUCCUGCCCCGGGUCGCCCCUCGAGUCUCCGUCCACCGCGUCCUCCUCGCCGUCCCCCCACCCCUCCUGCCCCGCUCCCUCCACCCGUCCGGCGGCGCAGGAGGCUCCUUCCUGCGGGGCGCGGCAGGAGUCGCCCUCUGGCCGCGGCCGUGCACAAGCAUCCUACACCAGAGCCACGUCCCAGUGCUCUGUGAACACAUCCCCAACGCUGACGGGCUCAGGCAGCGGCUCGCCCCAGGGCAGGCGGACAAAAUGUCACUCCAAGGACGGGAACCACAGCACAUCUCCAGUGCAAAGGACUCAAACCAUCACCAUCUCCGACGUCACCAACUCUCUGCGCGGGACGCUGGCCAACCAGGACGUCCCCAUCAUGCACACCGAGACCAAGACCAUCCUGUACGAGUCAGCGCAGUCGGCAGACACCAUGGGGAACGAGAGGGACUCCACCCUGCUGCUGAACGCCCAGACCAUCACCUCAGAGACCGUCAGCCGCACCACCACCACGCAGAUCACCAAGACCGUGAAAGGAGGCGUCUCAGAGACCCGUAUCGAGAAGAGGAUCGUGAUCACCGGGGACACAGAGAUCGAUCACGAUAAGGCCCUGGCCCAGGCCAUCAAGGAGGCCAAGGAGCAGCACCCGGACAUGUCCGUCACCAAGGUGGUGGUCCACCAGGAGACGGAGAUCAGCCCGGACUAGAGAGGCCCCGAGCAGGCCGGGGCCCUGGGAGCGGAGUCACAACCAUGUCCUGGAGCCCGGCUCUCCUGCCCCUAGCGUCUCCCUACUCCCCCCCCCCCACCCCCCCCCCCCCCGGUUUGACCCACCGCCCAGGACGCCCCCCCAGCCAGACCGCAGGCAGGACCCCCGCCCAGGCCCGGGAGCCAAGCAUUUUGACCUGCCAUUUGUUUUCUUUUCCUGGAGGUCCAUUGAAGAUGGAUGGUGUUCCACAACAUGGCUGCCUAGUAUUGCCCAGGAUUUCCCGCAACCCCCCUCUUCUCUUCUCACUGCCACUGAAUUGAUCAAAGUUCAGUAUUUGGGGGUUUUCUAACGAGAAAUGAAAGUACAACAUUUGUGAAUUAUUUCCUCUCCUAUUUGUCUGGAGAUUUUAAGAAAUUUUCAAAAGGGCAUUUUGGUCUUUUAGUCUUAUUUUUAUACUGCUUUUCUUACCACCAUAAUUGCUAAUCUGUAGCGCUGGGGUCAGUAUUUUUAUUACCUUCGAUCGUGUGAGGUGGGAAUGUGGGGAAUUUCUCUUCAGAUCUGUUGAACAUGUCAUCAAGAAGCAGUAGAUUCCUAAAAUCAUCACACUCCAAAAUAGUUUGGUGUCAUGUUGUACAGUAAAAGUAUAUUUUAUUGUCCCUCUUAAUAUUUUAUUGUCCCUCUCAAUGUGAAAAAAUAUUUUUCGAUAUAAAUGUGACUGACUUUAUCAGACCAAAAUGGUGGGCCGUUAAACAUGUCUCCUACUUUAAAGUUACGUCGUGAUAAUCUGCUAAAUUAUCGUUAUCAUCUUUUACUUAUUAUUUUUCAUAUUUAUUGAGUUAGGAUCCUCUCUCUAGAUUCAGACAUUAUCAAAAGAACAGGAGACGGCAGUGUUAUUUAUUUUCUCUAUUUAUUUUCCCUCUCUGACUUGUCUUUGUGUAUGUGUUUAACAUUUUAACGAUAGUGUUCUUGUAGCAGCGGAAUGUAGUUUCAUAGUUUUGUAUAAGGCUGAACACAACCCCAGCAGUAUUCGUUCUCAUUGGGCAGCGUUUUGUGCCGCAGUUAUAUUAGUUACAUAGUUGCAUUUCUACUUUUCUACCAAAGGGGGCAGUGUGUCCUCGUCCACAGAGGUUCGAACAAAUCAGAGGGAUUGCUUUCACGCUUCAACGGGCUAGGGAGUUUAUAUAGGAUGAAUGGAUUAUGGCAGAGUUGAUUCAUUCACAAUAAAACAUUCAAAAAAGUUGGUGGAAUGCCAUAGAAAACAAAAGAAAAAUAUAACAAUAUGGCAAAUCACUAACACUUGGUCCACGUUUUCCUUUGAGAAUCUCUAUGUAGGCCAACAAAACAUGUUCACAGUUACAAUAUGAUGAUUUUUGUAUGUGACAACAAAGUAAAUCAAUGCCUUUGUAUGAUUUUUUUAAAGUAAAUAUUGCUGAAUCUCCUGUGAAAGACACACUGUCCUGUAAAACAGUCCAUUACGGUCCACACAUGCAAUUUGUAAUGUUUAGUCUACUCCUAAAACAUGUAUUUUUGUUGUAAAUGUGUUCUUUGGUACAGAAACCUAAUGUGUCAUUGCUAACUUAUUGUGCUGUUUGCCAUAAUUGCGGGAUUUCCCUUUCACUUUAAUUUAAACUCACAGUAGUAAACUAGACAACUGAGGUUUAUAAGAGUUUUUUGUUAUUUCUUUCUAAAUGAAAAACACUGUUAAUGAAGCGUAAUUAAAGAACGCCAUGCACUGAAUAAACACGUGUAGAAACCUCA